Messenger RNA from Annulohypoxylon truncatum, 2181 nucleotides. RefSeq lists its product as uncharacterized. NCBI's taxonomy places the organism in Eukaryota, Fungi, Ascomycota, Sordariomycetes, Xylariales, Hypoxylaceae. The record is from RefSeq and is a predicted model, not a curated record. The transcript is spliced from 4 exons. The coding region runs from base 1 to 2181 and encodes 726 amino acids.
AUGGCCACUCUUAGGAGAGUGAGUAAGCGGAGGUCACGCAAACUUGACCUACCAGAAACUUCGAGUACUUGUCCAGAUACCCUAGUAUCUAGGAACCGAGAACCGCUCUCUCUAUAUAAGCGUCAACUCGCCUCUCCCCCAGCCUCCUCAGGGUGUACCAUACCAGCGAGCUCUUCGGAUGUGGAGAGUUGUCACCACGGCGUAUCCGAGAGUCCUAUGAAGGAUGAUGGUGAGACUCCAAACUUUAGAAACCUACGUUUGUCCGAGCCAUCCGCCGAUUCGAAACACCUCACACUCUCGGAGAAGGUAAAACUUCUCAAGAUUUGUUGCAACUAUGGAUCCCGGUUCCUUCACUGUCCCACUUCAGGAAAACAUGCCGAGGAGGAAGUCUGGACUCCUAUCAUGGAGGAGUUUUCAACUACGGUUCGCUCCGGUGUCUUUACUAAAUAUUCCGAUGUAAGGAAAGUGGCUAGCAAGACUUGCAGGAAUCGCCGCAAGAAUACCAAAGAAAAUGUGCCGCCUCAGAGGCGGUCUCGCAUGGGAGAUUUAGAUACGUGGAUCGACCGAUGGGUACGAAUUUGGAAAUGUCGCGAUCUAGUCGUCAAUAUAGCCAAUGCACACCAGUCAAUGCGUGAGACGCUCGGGGAAAAGAAGUUCAAGCGAAUAUUUCAUCAUAGGAUGGAUGGUAACGAAAUGCCUCAAGAUCUUGGCAGGCUCACCUUAACACCUCCGCUAUGGAAAGCGAUCCAGAAGCGGAUUCGUACGGAGGAACGGUCGCUUGGAAGUCGUCACGUAUCCUUGUUCCCUGGGGAGGAUGAAUCGGAUUGGACAGACGAAGAAGAAACAGAAGAUGACACGAUGGAGGAAGCAGACGACGAGGGACCGCCUAUAAAAUCCAUCGAAGAGGAAUUUCAAAACUCUUCCUCAGAAGCUCCGGAGGGCAUAGUAACAACUCCUAAUCGAGAAGCCGAUAUGGAGCUAGAGUUUCCGGAUCCGACUCCACGCACCCAGGCAAGGCUUGAUGAAUUCGAACGGGGUUACGCCACUGUACUAAAGGAAGAGCAAGGGAGGACAGGCAAGCAACUGUCUGUCACUGGCUUAGCACAUAAGAGACACGAGGAAGAACAACAAGCUUCUGCGUCUUCUUCAAGACUGGAAGAAGCUCUCGCGGGUGGAGCUACGCAACCGCAACUAGAAGAGAAAGGACCAACAACUCCUAAAUUUCUCGCCUUGGCUUCGAACUCCGGUGAAGUCGAGGACAAAGAGCGUGAUGGUUCAACGGGCUUAUUCGUCGAGAGAUCAACGCCAGUUCCUGGCGCGGCUGACGUGCAACGAAGUGCUGGUACUAGUGCUAGUCGGUUCCAACGCCUCGAACCUGGCACCUAUUGCCCUAACAAGGACGUCCAGCCGGCGAAUGAUGAGCCACAGCGCCAAGGAGAUAAAGUCAUCACACCCUCUAGCUCACACUCAAAGAAGCGUGGGAGAUGCCAGUCUAUAAAAAACUUGUCAUCAAACUCACUAAGCGAUCCUUGCAAAGGAUCGUUCAGACCUCCUACCGCGCCCAAAGCUCUAUGUGUUAUCACAUCAGCUAGCAACGAGCAUUUUGCAAAGAGGCAGAGACCUCUGGCACCAUCCGGCCACGUACAAACUCCCGUACCAGCACCUGAUCUGACAAAGUACGGCCUGAAACCCUUUUGGCGGCCGAGUACAAAACCAGCCGGUCAGAGCAACGACGUCCCUGAAAAGCAUGGGCACCCAAGUGUCGGGCCUCUGGAAAAAGGCAAAGGGAAGGCAAUUCAACCCCAUACCCAGAACAAGCACUUCGCAUCCGACUUACGAUCGUCGAAUGGAAACGGCUAUACGUCCAAGUGGAAAACGGGCGCGAAAAAUAUUACACCAUCUCAUCGCUUCAACCCAUACGGACAACCCGGUGGUUCUUCCGGUCCUGCUACAUCACAGAAUCGCCGGAAAAACAGCGGCAGAGGGAAGCGAGACCGUUACAGGGGGAAGGAUCAUCACGACCGAGCUGGUGGCGGUAGUCAUAGUAUUAAUAGGUUUAUGAGGGAGGUGACGACGGACACGGUAGAUUUCGAAAAUUUCAGCCCGGAGAGGAAAUGGGACUUCUUGCACCGCGAGAUAUCUCGAAUGAAAGAGACGCUUAGGAAGAUAGACAGAGACUGA